Aaosphaeria arxii CBS 175.79 is the source of this 969-nucleotide messenger RNA. RefSeq lists its product as uncharacterized. NCBI's taxonomy places the organism in Eukaryota, Fungi, Ascomycota, Dothideomycetes, Pleosporales. The transcript is spliced from 4 exons. The record is from RefSeq and is a predicted model, not a curated record. Bases 1 to 969 code for a protein of 322 amino acids. Gene Ontology annotation, molecular function: hydrolase activity.
AUGGCAGCAGCACAAGGAUUCGCAAAACCGUGGGUAGAGUUCGAAGAGGAGCUAGGCGAACGCCCUCUCCUCCACGGACCAGUUCCCACCGCCAUUGAAGAAUUUGCUGCUCUAGGUGGAAGAUUGUUCGCAAAAUACACAUUCCCUGCGCCAGACCCGGCCGUCAAGACGGAAGAUCGAACGACGGAGGAUGGAUUGAAAGUGCGUGUGUACACGCCAGAAGGCUACUCGGGCGGGAAGCCAGUCGGCGUGUAUUUCCAUGGCGGUGGAUGGGCGCUAGGAAACAUCGACGGCGACGAUGCGUUGUGUAGGCAGAUUGCGAAAAGUGGCGACGUAGUGAUUGUCUCGGUCGAAUAUGGUCUUGCGCCUCAGAAUGUGCAUCCAGGCCUCAUCAACGAUUGUUUCAAGGGCUUCGAAUGGACGUUGAAGAAUGCGAAAGCAUUGGGUGGUGUUGAAGGCAAGAUCUUUACUGCUGGCGUCUCGGCUGGAGGUCACUUGUCCAUUGUUACGGCUCUGAGAGCUAUCGAUGAAGGUUAUGGAGAUGCCCUGGUUGGUGUGGUAGCUCAGAUUCCAGUGACGGUCCAUCCAAAGGCAGUUCCCGAGGACCUCAAAUCGAAGUACACAUCGUACGAGGAGCAUGCUGAGAAUAGCAUUGCCACAAAAAGCGCUAUGGAAGCCUUCUGGGAAGCAUUUGGGGCUCCUCCAAAUGAUCCAUAUGCUUCGCCUCUAUUGCAUACUAAGAUUGGAGAACUCAAGAAAGUUUAUCUCACUAUAGAUGGACAUGAUACACUGAGAGACGAUGCACUUCUAUUCAGGGAGAAGCUUGAUGAGUUGAAGGUACCAUACAAGUCGGACUUCUACGAAGGAUAUCCUCACUACCACUGGACCUGGCCAUCCCACAAGUUGGAUGAGCCAAGGAAUGAAUACAAUGCCAAUCUUGCAGCAGGAAUCAAGUUUGUAACUUCAUGA